GGCCGCAGCCUCCCGGAGGAGUCGCUCCCUCCGCGGCUCCACUCGGAGCUCCGGCGGCCUCCCGUCAGUCGCUUCCCUCCGUCCUGCGGGAAACAUGUCGCUUCUCUCCGGCCACUGGAUCUGCAGACUCCCGGUCCACUGACGCUCCUUCCGCACAGACUCGCCUCUAAAAUGGCACAGCAGAACUCCAGCUGCCACUACAACGAGUCCAUGAGCUUCUUCUACAACAAGAAUGGCGGCGACGACAAAUGGGACUCGGCUCAGCUCAUCCUGGUGCAGGUGGUUGGGUCACUCUUCUGCUGCUUCAUCUUGGUCUCCAAUGCCAUGGUCAUCGCCGCCGUGGUCACCAACAAGAGGUUCCACUACCCCUUCUACUACCUGCUGGCCAACCUGGCCGCCUCGGACUUCCUGGCCGGCAUCGCCUACGUGUACCUCAUGUUCAACACCGGCCCGGUGUCGAGGAAGCUCACGGUCCGAGGAUACUUCAUCCGCCAGGGCCUCCUGGACAUCAGUCUCUCGGCCUCGCUGGCCAACCUGCUGGUCAUCGCCCUGGAGCGCUACAUCUCUGUCAUGAACUGGAAGGUCCACAGCAACCUGACGAAGCGGCGGGUGACGCUGCUCAUUGUGCUGGUGUGGGCCAUCUCCAUCUUCAUGGGCGCCGUUCCCAGCCUGGGCUGGAACUGCAUCUGCGACCUGGACAGGUGCUCGCAGCUGGCGCCCAUCUUCAGCCGGAGCUACCUGAUCUUCUGGUCCGUCUCCAACCUGGUGGUGUUCCUCGUCAUGGUGGCCAUCUACAUGCGCAUCUACACCUAUGUCAAGAAGAAGACGUCGGUGCUGAUGCCGCACACCAGUGGCUCCAUCAACCGCAAGAGAACGCCCAUCAAGCUGAUCAAGACGGUGAUGGUGGUGCUCGGAGCCUUCGUGUUCUGCUGGACUCCCGGCCUGGUGGUUCUGCUGCUGGACGGCCUCAACUGUCAGCGCUGCAACGUGAUGAAGCUGAAGCGCUGGCUGCUGCUGCUGGCCGUGCUCAACUCUGUCAUGAACCCCUGCAUCUACUCCUACAAGGACGAGGAGAUGUGGACCACGUUCAAGAACCUCAUGCGCUGCAUCGGCAACGGCACGCGGCGGCAGCGAUCCACCAAGGCCAACUCCAGACCGCUGAGCUCCGGCCAGGACACAGUCAACAGCCAGCCGCCAUCCGAGGAGAUGAAGAGCGACAACCAGGGGAUCCUCAAGACCUGAACGAGACCAGGGGAUCCUCAAGACCUGAACCAAGCUUCUGUUUGGAACUUUCCGCUAAGGAUCAGAGCCGACUUGGAAUUGUCUGUAGUCCGUCUUUGGGGCGUUUUCUUGAGGAGUUGUGGUCAGACGGAGAUAUGAGAUCUUCAUGCAGUACUAAUCCCCCUAAUGGACGCCCAGAUGUGCCGUCCUGAGAGGAUUUUCUUUGUCUGAUUACACAACAACAGGACCGGUUGUGUAAUGGAGACUCCUGCUGCCGUUUCCUCGUCUUGUCCCUGUGGGUUAUUUAAAUACCAAAGGAGUCAUCUUGCGUUUACACUUUUACCCCUGGAAGGUCAGAAAUGUUGCAAAACUUUAUCCCGACUGUAGACUUGUGUAUAUCUGCUUGAAUUAUCCUGUAGGUUUACUUCAUGUGUAGCUUUUUGAAGGAGAAAUACUGUAACAGAGGAAGUAGAACUUGUUUCCAUCCAGGAACUAUAAAAGUGUAGUUUAACGGCUCUACUGUAAGGAUCGACUGGAUGGUUUUCUGCUUAUUUAACUUAGGUUAGAGAAUCCCAACCCUUUGUGGGGAACAGAUAGCAGUCGUUCCUCUUUACUUCCAUCCGACUGCUUUAUCGUCUAGAUCAGGGGUGUCAAACUCAUCUUAGUUCAGCCCAGUCUGAUCUCCAGUGACCAGUAAAAUCACAGCAUAAUGACCUAGAAAUAACCACAACUCCUAAUGGUUCCUUUGUUUUAGUGCAAAAAAGUACAUUUUGAAAAUUUUCCAGAACUUUAAGGAAUUAUCUUACAUCAUGAACAUCCUAAAAUUUCUGAAUAAAAUUAAGUUCAAUUUCAUCAACAUUCAGCCUCAGUUUAUCAUUUCCACAUUACAACUUCCAGAUCACAGAGUGUCUACAAAGAAACACAACAUUUAGUCAUCUGGAACUGAAUGAUGUAGUAUUUUCCUUUAAGAUCAAAGCGACAAAAGUCAGAUAAAAAAACAGCAAAAUAAGACAGACUAUUACAAAAAUGAGACACAAAACAACAAGCUUGAAAGAAAAUGACAAAUAACGAGACAAAUGACACAAAACAAAACAAAGAGCCAAAAAAGUUUCAAAGUGACAAAAAAUGGACAAAAAUGAUACAAAGAUUACACAAAUGACACAAACUAAACACAAAAUGACAUAAAAUGAGACAAACAACACGAAACAAAACAAAAACGACAAAAAAAAUACAAAGCAACAAAAAAUGGACAAAAAUGAGACACAAAAUGACAAAAAAUAGACAAAACAAGUGGGACAAAAAAACCAAAACGACACAAAUAACGCACAAAACAGCGAAUAACAAAAAACACAAAGUGGCAAAAAGAAGACAAAAAACACAAACGAGACAAAAAGGAAAUGCAAAAUGACAAAAACAUGAGACAAAUGGCAAAAGUCAGACAAGAAAAGAGAAAAAACAACAAAGACAGGACAAAAUAUUACAAAAAAGAGACACAAAACAACAAAAGCAAGAAACAAAACAACAAGAAAUGAGACGAACGACAUGAAACAAGACAAAUAAAAAGACAAAAAAAAUUGACAAAGAAGUUACAAAGCGACAAAAAGAUGGACAAAAACAAGAAAAAAAUUACACAAAUGAGACAAAAAGGAAACACAAAAUGACAAAAAGCGAGAAACAAAAUGAUAAAAACACAAGACAAAUGAUAAGUCAGACAAAAAAGACACAAAAACAACAAAAACAAGACACAUUGCAAAAAGGAGACACAAAAUGACAACAAUGAACAAUCUAGUAUUUUACUUAUGAUCCAAACAACUUGUCAUGGUCUAGAAAUUAUUUUAAAUUUAUAGUUUUACUAAUUUACAAUCUGCAGUUAAUGUCUUCUCUGGAAUUUUUACACUUUGAGGGCCGGAUUGGACCCUCUGGAGGGCCGCUUUUGGCCCGUGAGCCGCAUGUUUGACACCCCUGCUCUAGACAAACAGAUAAAGUCACGGAUGAAAACCUAUUCACCCUGUAGCAUUUUUACGGAGAGCUGCUGUCGCUCACCUGACCAGCUGUAAGAAGACGUUGCGACACACUGGAUUCCUGCAGGUACGAGGACGUCGAACAGGAAAUGACUAAAAUGACUGCAAUGCCCACACAGAGGCUUUAAAAGACUCUCCUUGUACAGUAUUUAUGUCACUUCUGCUGCAGAGGACGUCGUUCAAACUAGUUUAUGGCUUCUGCAGCAUGACUUUUAUGACUGGUGGACUUUUUAAAAUCAUGAAACUCGCCGACUUGUUACGUAACUUUGGAUUUUUUAAAAAAAAACAUACACUACCGUUCAAAAGUUUGGGUUCACCCAGACAAUUUCACGUUUUCCAUGAAAACUCCCACUUUUAUUCAUGUGCUAACAUAACUGCACAAGGGUUUUCUAAUCAUAAAUUAAAAAUAAAAAUCAGCUGUUUCCAGCUAGAAUACUCAUUUACCACAUUAACAAUGUCUAGGCUGGAUUUAUCAUUCAUUUAAUGUUAACUUCAUUGAAAAAAAAAGAUUUUCUUUCAAAAAUAAGGACGUUUCUAAGUGGCCCCAAACUUUUGAACAGUAGUUAAUAAGGCAGGGUGUCCCUAAAGUCUGGACACACAGGAAACCUCAUUAACUAGAAUGUUUUUGCCUCCACAGAUUAAAUAUGGCUUUGUUGAAACAAGAAAGGGUUGAACUGGUACUUCUCAGUGGACGUAAAGGAUGGACAUAUCGAAUGAUACGGUUACGGUUAGUAGGGUUAGGGUUAGUAGGGUUUGUAGGGUUAGUAGGGUUAGGAUUAGUAGGGUUAGAGUUAGUAGGGUUAGUACAGUUAGGGUUAGUGGGGUUAGGGUUAGUAGCGUUAGGGUUGGGGGGUUUUUUCUCAAACAAUAGAGUGUCCUGAGGAAGGCCUGAGUAGGCCUCAGAAUUCCAUCACUCACCCAUCCAAUUGUUUGUGGGCAUGUGUCUGUCCAUUCAAUGUGAGCUCCUUAAGGGAUCCAGGUAAAAGUACCCAGAAGCAUUUUGUCGGUCCUUCCUUGUGUUUGUGUUGCAGAAACCUCCUGGAGUCUGUUAGAAGGCUUCAUCAGAAGAGGUGAGAUGUGGGAAGGGGAUGAUGGACUAUUUUAAGGAUGAUGGACUAUUUUCUAGUAAUGGAGGCUGGCAAUGUGGCGCUAUCUGAUUGGCCUGUCUGCUUCACGUGUUUCUUGACAUUGGUCUCCCUGGAAACACCAACGGGUUAGGGUUAGGAGGGUUAGGGUUAGGUUUAGAAAAGUGAUUUUGUGGGGCUAGCAUGAAUUUUAGCAAUGACCAAUCCUUUAGUUUCAGCUGAUACAUUUGGUCGUCCAGAAUGGGGUUUGUCCAUGACACUGCCUGUUUCUUUAAACUUUUUAACCACCUUCACCACCGUGGAAAAGCCAAGUGGAAUCCUCCUUGGACGCAUUAAAUUCAUCUGCUAUCUUUGUCCAUCCUUCACAUCCACUGAGAAGUACCAGUUCAACUCCUCCUUAUUUCAACAAAGCCAUAUUUAAUCUGUGGAGGCAAAAACAUUAUAGUUCAUGAGAUUUCCUAUGUGUCUAGACUUUAGGGACACCCUGCAUUAUGUGUUUUUUCCCUCUUUCUUUCUUUGCAACAGAACUCAAAUCUAUAUUUUUUAUACUAUUUUAUGAUUUGGUUAUUAUUUUGCCACUGUUUUAUCCACAUUCGCAGCUCCACUCAUGGCAGCAUUAUUUGUUUUUUUUCAGUUGAUCCACCUCUUUAGCUACAACUACAAUGUCUCUACAACUACUGAACCUUGUUUUUGGCUUUUAUUCCAUCUAGAGCAGUGGUUCCCAACCUGUUUGGCUUGGAGACCCCCCUAUAAGCUGCACCCCAGCCCCAGCACCCCCCCCACCAAAACCACCCCAUAAGUACACUACAAACAUAAGAGGGAAGUUAUUGAAUUGUAUUACUAAUAGAAAAUUCCCUAAAAUUAUAAAAAAAAAUAAUAUUUUAUAUCAAUAUCAAGAGUUGUACUGUGAUGAGGAGGAGAGAGUUUAUGGCUGCAGUAAAUUUGUUGACACUACAGUGCAUAAGAGUUAUUGAUUUUUUUUUUUUUUUUUUUAACUAAAAAAUCCUUAAAAUUAUGGAAAAUAAUUAAUAUCCAACCAGGAGUUGUAGUAUGACCAGCAGGAGUCAGUUGGUGGCUGCAGUAAAUUUGUUGAAUAUUUGUGUCUCUUCGCUGUUGCAGCGGUUUUGCAUUUUGCAGAUGGUCCCUGUUCACUCGUCUCAUGCUCAUAGACACCAAUGUUAUUUCUGCAGCUUGAAAGACAGCUACUUUUGAUAAAACUGGGCUUUUAGUACAUUGUCUACCUUACAACGAUGGAAAAGAAGCAUCGUUUAUGUUUAGACAACGUAUAUUUAAUGAGUUAUUGAUGCCGGAAGUCUGAAUUUGUGAAUAUCUUUCUGACUUUACCAAACUGUGUUUUAUUUCCUGACGUCGCCAUAAUUCGCUGGUUUCAUGCUGUCAUUUGCAAGCAUUUCACCACAAAUAACAUAAUUCUGUCUUAUCCUUUAAUAAAACCAAAUUUAAGGUAACUCUCGAGGUAUAGCCGGAGUUUUUAGGUACUAAUGAAUCUUCACCCGUUUUGCGUUUUACAGACACCGUUUCCAUCAGUAAUUUUCUAACUGUAACACAAACUAAUGAAUCUGGAUGAACUAGAGCCAACCUGAAGAAAGCGUGGAGAGAAGUUGAAAGGUCAAGGAGGUGUGGCCAUCGAAGUAGCAAAGGAUUUUUGAAGAAAGACCAAAUGUGUUUUAAAAAUGUUUUAUAGGUAGACUUGUGAUGACACAGUGAGUCUGUUACUCUGAUUUUAUCCAGAAUGUAAAAAUCUAUUUUUUAUAACCUCACAGCCUCAGAGCAGACAAAGCUUUGCGCCCCUCCUCAGAUCUCUGGCGCCCCCCCUGGGGGGGCGUGGACCCCAGGUUGGGAACCACUGCUCUAGAGGAUGAACACUGGGCUGCAGAUACGAACCCACCACUGGAUGUUCCUUUCAGGUGGACUUGUUCUUCCUUUAUGGUAUUUGUGUUGCUAUUUUCAAGGCUAUUUUCAGUUUAUUACAGGAAAUAGCGGCAACUUCUGAGCAGCAGACGAUUUUGAAUGUGCAGUAAGGCCGCCCUACUAGUUCUUUGACGGUUUUUCUGCAAAUUCACCAAUUUAAUGACAGUUAUUGACUCUUUACGUGUAAAAUGUUCCACCAAACAAUCUGUCCAUGACUAUUUUCAAAAGCCAGUUUACUACGAGAAACAACAACAACUUUUGAGCAGCAAACUACCUAAAUUAAAGUUUCAAGUUUUGCAGGGGAUCUUGACUGUCCAGUAAAGCAGCACUGCUGUUUUCUUUCGGCAGAUUGACCAUGUUAAUGACAGUUUUUGAUUCAGAUGUUCCAUGAAACAAUUCCACUGUGACUAUUUGCAAUAGAAGUUUGUCUACUAAUUUCAAAAUCCAGUUCACUACAAUAACAACAAACUUCCACACUGAAAGUUUCUAGUUUUGCAGAGAAUGCUGAAUGUGCAGUAAGACAGCACUGCUAGUUUUUUAUUUUUUCAGCAAAUUGGCUAUUUUGAUGAGUUAUUGACUCUCUGCUUACAAAAUGUUCCCUCAAACAACUCCACCAUGACUAUUUUGAGGGAAAACAGAAUCCUUCACUGAGCUCCUCCUAAUUCUGAUUGGUUUAAAGAAAUGUAAACAAGCCAGAACUUUAUUUUGUAACAGCAGAACAAUACUGAGGUGCAGUCAGACCAUUCUACAUGACAGAAUUAGAGUUAGAAUUAGAGUCUACCAGGACAGUGUUGCUAUUGCUAAAUGACUGAUGUAACUGAGCUACUGUUGCUGCAAAACUCAUGAGUUUUAUAGGGAUGCAAGAUUACACCAAGAUUUAGUCAAAUCAGCUCAUCUUUUCUAGUUUACUAAUAGCAAAUAAAGGGUGAUUUUCUCCGCCCACGACAACUGUGAUUGGUUUAAAGAAACACAAAAAAGCCUAAACUUUUUCUUUUUGAAAAGCAGAAUAAUACUGAGGUUCAGCCAGACCAUUCUACACGACAAAAUUAAGCCAUAAUCCACCAGGACAGCGUUGCUAUUGCUAAAUGACUGACGUAACUGAGCUACUGUUGCUGCAAGACUCAUGAGUUUUCUAGGGAUGCAAGAUUUAGUAAUCUUUUCUAGUUUACGUGUGGCAAAAAAAGAGUGAUUUGCUCCACCCAGAACGAUUGUGAUUGGUUUAAAGAAACACAAACAAGCCAGGACUUUUCUACAGCAGUCAGACCAUUCUACACGACAAAAUUAAACCAUAAUCCACCAGGACAGCAUUGCUAUUGCUAAAUGACUGAUUUAACUGAGCUACUAUUGCUGCAAAACUCAUGAGUUUUCAAGGAAUGCAAGAUUACACCAAGAUUUAGUCCUAUCUCCUCAUCUUUUCUAGUUUACUUGUGGCAAAUGAACGGUGUGAUUGGUUUAAAGAAACACAAACAAGACUGAACUUUUUUUGUUUGAACAACAGAAUAAUACUGAGAUGCAGUCAGACCAUUCUGCACGACAGAAUUAAGCCAUAAUCCACCUGAAGGACUGAUCUAACCAAACUGCUGUUGCUGCAAAACUCAUCAGUUUUCAAGGGAUGCAAGAUUACGCCAAGAUUUAGUCAAAUCAGCUCAUCUUUUCUAGUUUGCCUGUGGCAAAUAAAGGGUGAUUUUCUCCACCCAAGAUGAUUGUGAUUGGUUUAAAGAGACACAAACAAGCCACAACAUUUUUUUAACAGCAGAAUAAUUGAGGUGCAGUCAGACCAUUCUACACGACAGAAUUAAACCAGAGUCUGCUAGGACAGUGUUGCGAUCGCUAAAUUACUGGUGUAACUGAGCUGCUGUUGCUGCAAAAUUCAUGAGUUUUUUGUAGGAUAGUUGUGGCUCAGCGGUUCAGACUUUGGGCUACUGAUCCAACAGUUGGACCCUUAAACAAUCCCCUUGGACACCAACUUCCAAAAACAAAUAAAUUAAAAGUAUGUUCUGGCAAAGUAAGGCCAACUGAUGUGCAAACUCUCUUAACAACUGCAGGAUGUGUUGUCUGGAAGUUUUCUGAAUUCUCUACAUCAGAGUUUUCCAUGUAUUUUAAUUCUCAGAUCAUAGCAAAGCCAAUUAUCUGCAUUUAAAUUAGCAUUAGCUGUACUUUGUGUGCAAAAACUGGCACGCUAGCAUGCUAACCUGACACGGUGAACUUUACCUCCUAGCACGAGCUGCAGACUUUCUAAAUGUUUGAACUCAUCACCCACUUGGCAGCUGCAGCAGCCAAAACAAAUGCUAGGAUUACCGGCAGAUCCUGUUUGACCGACUGUCUCAGGACUUUAAACGAAGACGCUGAUGCUGAUUGUCACCGUUGGUCCGGAAACUUCUGAUGAACUCUGCAGAUUUUAUUUCUCAGAGAGCGAGGAUUAACUGACCCUCCAAUUAUAUGAUUUUCUGAGCGGUGGGCGGCUGAUGAAGCAUCACUGUUUGGCUCUUCAGGGCUGCUAAAGCCGACCUCUAGUUUCCGUCAGGUCAGUUACACAAACAUGACUGAGUCCUUGAUUGAAAUAGCGCUUUAAUCUGUAAAAAUAACCACAGAAAGUGCUUAUAAUAAUUAUAAUUUAUCUGAUUAAUCACAAAUUUACAUCUAGAAACUGGAUAAGGGUCAUUCCAGGACAUUUUGCAUCCAAUAAUCCAUGUUUAAAAUUCUAAAACAUGCAUUUGUUGUGUAAAUGUUCUUGUCUUGAGACCAAAUCUAAAAAAAAAACUAGGAGAAAAGCCAAAUAAGUCUGGAGUUCCCCUAAAAUGCCAUUUUUCUCUUGUCCCACCCCCCUGAUGACUAAACUGAAUCUCUAAUAAAAGAGUUCAAAUGAAA
This is a messenger RNA of Amphiprion ocellaris (clown anemonefish), 9124 nucleotides long. Its product is annotated as lysophosphatidic acid receptor 3-like. The transcript is spliced from 3 exons. Lineage: Eukaryota; Metazoa; Chordata; Actinopteri; Pomacentridae. The coding region runs from base 172 to 1242 and encodes 356 amino acids. Gene Ontology annotation, molecular function: lysophosphatidic acid receptor activity. Gene Ontology annotation, biological process: G protein-coupled receptor signaling pathway. Gene Ontology annotation, cellular component: membrane. The record is from RefSeq and is a predicted model, not a curated record.